GGUAUUCCAAUAUGUCCGCGCUAAUGUUACAAUUUCGUGCUUAGUAAAGAACAAACUUUUAUCUUAUGAACCAUCAGUAUUAAUAAUCCGCGAAUGAAAUAUCCAUAGAGUAUAUUUUUCCAGUUCUAGGACUGGAGGUCACAGACUUUGCUCCAUCGAAUGGCUAUGGUUCUCAACUGCCUGCCACUCAGUGGUUACAACAGUCAACAAAAUCUAAACACUACAAUGGAUUUAGAAAAAGAGGACUUUGAAAACAAAUAUUCAUGUAGUUCUAGUGUGGGUGGUGAUGUCAGGAAGAACUUGUCAUCCAGCCGUCCCCCUAGUGCUCUUGCUAGGGGUGUGCAGAUUACUGAAUUUGCUGACAGCAGAGUUAACCCCACACCUCGGUUCUUAGAUGAAUCAGAUAUCUUACUAGAGCAGUAUUUAAGUCCUGGAAAACUGCAACUGUUGACUGGAGUAGACAACUUAGAGACAGUUGAAUCUUUGGAGUUGAAGGUAGAUUCAAGGGAGACGAGUCUUGGGAAUUUUGGCUCCCUCCUCCCCAACUUGCUGGAGUUAAAGCUCAGUGGAAGUUGUAUCACAAGUGUCAGAGAUUUGGGCUCCUCCCUCAGAAGGCUGCACGUCCUAUGGUUGACCCGCUGUGGUCUUGAGGAACUGGAUGGCAUCUCCUCCAUGCUAAACUUAAAAGAACUUUAUUUGGAAUACAAUGAGAUCUCAGACCUGAGCCCCCUCUCAAUGUUGGAAGAGCUGGAAACCCUGGACCUAGAGGGAAACAACAUAGAUGAUAUCACUCAAGUUCAGUACCUCUCAUUAUGUCCCAAGUUGAAGCGCUUGUCAUUGGAUGGGAACCCCAUUUGUGUGUGUCCAUCACCAAACACUCAACAACCUGACUACGACUACAGGGAAACCGUGAAGAAAAUCCUCCCCACCCUCCUACUGCUAGAUGAGGUCUCACUCGAGGGCUACGACCCCUCAGCUGUCAGGCACAAUGUCUUUGAUGAGGACUGGGCCUAUCUUGAAGAGUUGCAGAAAGAUUCUUUUCUCCAGGAAGAAUUUUCUGAUGAAACAAUCGCAGUAAGUGAUGUUGAUCGUCCACCAACCGCUGCCCUUAGACCAGCAACUGCCUACCGUCCAGGCUCAGCCUUGCGACCUAGUUCAGGAUUUCGCCCACUGUCAGCAUCACGACACCUCUCAAGCUUGAGUGACCCAAAUACACCACGCCCUAAAACAUCAGCAUCCCAGAGACCAGUUUCCAGUGAUGCCGCUGAAAGCCUGGAGCCUGCCAGUGAGCUGACUAUGGGGAGCGUCAUCUGUGGAAACCCAUCUAAAGCCCUGAGACAACGGCGCAGCAAUGGGCCGGGAUCUAAAGAGGAUGUCAGGAGGGGUUUGAAUAAAUUGCUGCUUAAGGGUGCUGUGUUAAACCAAUCUACAGACAAAGAAGAAGAACCAGCUUAUGGAUCAGAAGAGCUAAACAACAUUAUUGAGGAGUUGAAUUCAUGGAAGGCUGACCAUGAAAAGCGUAUGGAGGAGCUGAUGAAGUCUAAAGCAGCACAGAUCCUAGUGGUUGACCACAAUGACCAGCUCAACUCUGACGCAAGUGAUGACGAGGAUGCUGACUCGACUCAUCAUGACGACAGCGCUGGCUAUGCCAGAAAACGUCACUCUGCUGAUCUGCUCUUGAAGAAAGACAUGUCACUGUCAAGUGGUGACACUUUGUCAACAGGGGAUCAGCUGGGCAGGAGGCAGGACAGCAGUGAGGACUUGUGUGACCAUUCUUCUUCUCAUGGACUGAAGGUCAGGGGAGAUCUGGAGGUGGAGGGGAGGGGGGUGGGAGCAGAGGAGGCAGCCAUGUUUAGGUCUCAGAGUCCCACAUCAGCACAAAUCAUCAACAGCAUGAGGAGCAAGCAGACCCUCUCUAAUACUUCGCCCAAGUUCAGGAAGUUGAGGGUAGGGCCUACAGGGCUUCCCCUCUCAUCCCAACAACCAGUCAUCAAGAACAGUAUUCUCCCAGCAAGACCUAAUGUGGGACCCAGUUCUCGACCACUCAGUUCUAAAGCUGGCGUCUCAUUACUCCCCUCACAACCCAGGAUUCCAAGAAUAUCUUCACAACUCAACAGUCUGGAGCCUCGUCCUCCCAAUAGCUCUUAGUAUUUGUGUUGUCCAGAGUUAUGCUGUCUGGUGGAUCACAACUCAACAGUCUGGAGCCUCGUCCUCCCAAUAGCUCUUAGUAUUUGUGUUGUCCAAACAGAAUUAUGCUGUCUGGUGGAUAUCUGCUCACAAGUUAAAGACAAUAUAAAAAAACCUUAAAAUAAAGUAAGGGAGAUAACUAUUUCAUAAAAUGAACCAAAACAAAUUGUUUUUGUUUUUUUACAUUUAUAAUGAUUGUUCUUAAUUAAUGGGUCUCUUUUUAAAGUUAUUUGUUCAGUUAAUAAAGUAAAAAAAUUGUGUACUUACCUUGUAAUGUUCUGUAUAUUAUUUCCAACAAUGCAGUUCUUUUUACCUAAUAUUUCAUGAUCAAAACAUUAUUAAAAUUCUCAACACAUUAAAAAACUAGGGAUGUUUGUAAAAUGUGUAGUGGAGUACUUGAUUCAACCUUUCAUAUGUAAAUAGAAAAGCUACUAACCUAAACUAUUAUCUUCUCUUGUUUUGAUGAUACAAACCUUAUUCUAUAUGGUUUGUUACAUGCUACAUUUUAUUCUGUUGUUUUUAAAUUGAAAAUUUUAAUUUAGUUUCAACAGAAUUCAUUUAAAAGAUAAUGUUAUGUGUUUUAUAUUAUUAUUUUAAUUUCUCUUGAAUUAGUUGAAAUGAUUGAUUGCGUUUUUCAUUUUUGUUGAAAUAAUUUUACUUUCAUUGGAAUUAGUUUAUAUUUUCCAAAGACCAUUGACAUUUUUUAGCAGCGAUUUUCCAGUUUUUUGUAGUUAUUAACAUUUGUAAAUUGUGUCGAGGUGGGAUGGCGGGGUCAAAUGGCAGAGCAUUAGACUACUAACCAGAAAGUCUCCAGUUUCAAUCAGGUCAGGGUUUUGUAGUCGUAGAAUGUCCCUGAGUCCACCCAGCUCCAAUGGCUACCUGACUCAUGUUAAAUAGUAAAAGUGGCUGGGCAUAGUGCUGACCAAACUAUCUCUUCAUAUGCCGAGGUCACAGCAACAGGUGAACUCUAUUUUCUUUGCCCCAUGGACCGUCAGGUUCUAAAGGGAACUUUAUUUUCCUUUUUUUUAAUGUGUCUUGUUCAUUUUUUAAAUACAUUUUUUUUAAUGUAUUUAGUUCAUUUCUUGAAUACAUUUUUUUAAAGAGUAACUACAUUUAUCACUGUAGCUAUUCAAAUACAAGAUUAUGUAUUUUAAUCUGUGUCCCACGACUGUGUCACAACUUAUAUUUAUAUGAGGUUCUUGCUUCCUUACAAAAAAAUAUUUUUUACAACUAAUUUAAGCAAACUUUGUUUUGUAAAAAAGAAAUGAUUGUGUCGGCCUAUCUGUAUUUGAAAGUUUUUUCAAUAUAUUUGAGUGGAUAAGAUUUCUCUACCGAGGGUUGUGUGUCAGGAAAAACAAAUUGUCUCAAAAUCCAUGGGGCACCAUGGAGUAAAUGAGUCACAUUUUCAAAUCAUUUUAUUGAAACAAAUACCAUAAGUGACUUUUAUAGAAAAAAAAACUACAUUUACAGUAACCCUGGCUGUGGGUUGUGGACUGCAUGAUUGUUGUGUUACAAUGUGAAAAGAUGGUUGUUUCCCUUGAAAUGUUCUCGUCCAAUAUUGAAUGCAAUUUCUGUGGGGUUGUUUCCUUUUAUAGGUUCUUGUGAUAACUUCAAAGAUACUGCUGAUGCUUCUACUGCCCAAGCCAAUGAUUGUAUUUUUGUAUAAUCCAAAUAAUGUGUUUUUGGGUUCCUAGAAAAAUGUGCAAAUGGAAAACUGCACAAAUACAAACUAAUUAUACAAAUACAUUUUAAUUUUGUUGAAGUGUUUUAUUAUUUUGUUUACGUCUAUAAAUGAUUGAUUUAAGAAAACAAAAAAGCCCUUCCACACUUUUUGCAGUUUUCCAUUGCGCAUCUUUCCAGUCACCAUGUUUUUAUGAUGUAUUGUUGUACAUUCCACAUAUACAGUUUCUGUUAUCAUGUAUUGUUGUACAUUCAACAUAUUGAGUUUGUUUUUAAACUAUCAACAGAUGACUGGAUACUGUAAUAGUAAAAUUAAAUAAUUUUUGUAUCAGCAUGUUUGAACUUCAAUGUACAUUAUUAUGCAUAUUGAGCAAUAAAUUAUUGAAUGUCUGCUUUAAAAGGUAUACA
Physella acuta is the source of this 4275-nucleotide messenger RNA. RefSeq lists its product as uncharacterized. Gene Ontology annotation, molecular function: protein binding. Lineage: Eukaryota; Metazoa; Mollusca; Gastropoda; Physidae. The record is from RefSeq and is a predicted model, not a curated record.